GUAUGAAAAAUGUAGAUAUGACAGAAGACAAAUAUUUUCAUUCGAUUGCCUAUCUCGAUAACUUUGUACGCCAUGCUCGACUAGUUGUUCAAGAGCGGUACCAAGUAGGAUUACGUGUUUUCUUAUUCUUUCGAGCCACGUCAAAAGACGUCAAAUUCAAAAAAAUGGUUGAAAUUGAGUCAAUGACGAGAUACGUUUCGCCGGUGAAUCCAGCUGUUUUUCCGCUACUGGCAGUGGUACUGUUAGGCAUUGGAAUAUUUUUCACAGCUUGGUUCUUUGUAUACGAAGUUACGAGCACUAAAUUCACACGAGAUAUAUUCAAGGAGCUCUUAAUAUCCUUGGUCGCAGCGAUAUUCUCUGGCUUUGGAGUGUUAUUUCUGUUACUCUGGGUUGGCAUUUACGUAUAGCUAUAGCUUAAGUUAAUUGAUUGGAAAUAAUAAAUUACUUGAUAUGAUACUCAAGUAAGCUGAGAAAAAAGAUUCUAUUUGUAAGAUUUUAUCAUCGUUGUUUAAAUAAACACAACCAUGAAUAUUU
Messenger RNA from Cataglyphis hispanica, 534 nucleotides. It is a transcript of the gene kud, whose product is annotated as transmembrane protein 258. The coding region runs from base 3 to 407 and encodes 134 amino acids. The transcript is spliced from 3 exons. Gene Ontology annotation, biological process: protein N-linked glycosylation. The record is from RefSeq and is a predicted model, not a curated record. NCBI's taxonomy places the organism in Eukaryota, Metazoa, Arthropoda, Insecta, Hymenoptera, Formicidae. Gene Ontology annotation, cellular component: membrane-bounded organelle.